GUAUCGAUGUUUUUGAAUCGAAUGUUUGUUUGUAUGUGUGAAUAUAGUCUUUUGUUAAUAGUUAAUGUGCAUCGUAAAUUUACUUUAGUUGGUUUUUUGCGUUUAUUGUCUUGCAAAUUAUAUUUGAAUAAUGGUAAUCGAAGACAUUGAGUCAUUCUGGGUGGAUAAGCGAGCCUACAACGAUGCCGAACGACAAUUCUAUGAGGGCAUUAGCAAAAGCAGUAGGCCAACAACAGAACCCAAUAGAGUCGUGGGCACAGUCGCUGCAGCAGCAACCAAAAAGGCUAAAAAUCGCAAAGCCAUGACGGAAAACCAACAUCAACAGGAUAAAAACUUUUUAUACCUAAAUCCGUUGACUUUGGAAGCGAACUUUUUUUUGGAAACCCUGGAAGCAGUUAGCAACAAAAGUCAGGUCCAAUUGGAUCCACAAUUGACGAAUUUGCUCGAGCGCAUCGUGGUUGGUAUUGAAAAAUAUUUGGACAAGAAGCCGACGUAUAUUAUGUCCAACGGUGUGGCGCAACAGUUGUCCAAUAAGCAGUCGAAUGCAAAAAGUGGUGGCGGUGUUGGAGUAGCCUUUGUGCCGCCCAACGAUUUGCUGAAAAUCAGGCGAACAUUCAGCUGUACCGGUUGUAGCCAUCGUAUUCUUGGCACAACAAUUGCUAAUGCUGUGACACAUUUGGUCGAACAACAUCCGAAUCCCCAUCCAAAUGGCCACAACCCAACUGUCAAUCAAAAUGACGCUUCCAAUGUACAGCGGCCGACGCAUACCACCAAGCAGGAAGGCCGUCGGGCCGAGGAGAAAGCACGUUCUAUAAUGACCCAACAGCUGCCCAAGAAGGCUAAGGGAUUGGUAUUGGGGAAUGUGGCGAACUUUUUUAAGGAUAAAUAUCAAGUUGCGGACAAACUGAAAGUGAUCCCGGUGUACUUUGACAUUGAACAGGAUUUAUGUAAGCUAAUAGCGCCCAUCUUUCCCACGAAGUCUGUGCGCAUAUAUAGAUUCGGUUCACGUAUAACGGGAAUUGGCACAAGCUCAUCCGAUUUGGAUGUAUUCGUGGACAUUGGCAACAGCUUCUACAUAUUCGAGAAUCGCGCUUCAAACGAAACACUCGCCAAACUUAAAAUGCUGCGAACCGCAUUCUGUGCUAGCAACGAAUGGCGCAUCAUCAAUGUUGUUGAACAGGCGCGUGUGCCAAUAAUAAAGACCCGCCAUCUGGCCUCUGGAAUCGAAUGUGAUAUAUGCCUAAAUAGCUUGGGCUUUUGUAACACCAACUUGCUUAAGUAUAUAUUUGAGACGCUGCCAUUGGCCCAGUACAUGUGCAUCUAUGCGAAAACGUGGCUGGAGCGCUGCAAGCUGACGGAACAAAUUUCAAAUUACAGCAUGGCGCUGAUGGUUAUUUAUUUUCUGCAGGUCAAGCAACAGUUGCCAUCGGUUGCACAGCUGCAAAAUGAGCUAUCAGCGUCAGCCAAACAGCUUGUGGGACCUUGGAUCGCGAACUUUGUCCAAAAAAAACUUGACGACGUGGGCGUGCAGCGAGUUGACGUCACCACUCAGGUGAUCAGAGAGCAUUUGCGAGAACUCUUUGAGUUUUAUGCCACCUUUGACUUUGAGCGACAAAUGAUUUGUCCCUACUUUGGUAAAAAAUACACCCUCAUAUCGAAAAUUCUAAAAGAUAUGCCCAAAAGGUAUGUGAAUUACGCUAUUCAAAAUCCGAAUUCAGGUUUGCAAUUAUCGAAACCAAUGGUUGUUCAGGACCCUAUACAGUUGAAUCAUAAUGUGACCAAGGCGGUGACCAAAUACGGUCUACAAACAUUUGUUGUUUUCUGCACACAAACGGCGGCGUUGCUUGCCGAACCUGCGCCGAAUUGAGGCGCAACGCCAAAACUUGUAGAUAUUCUGUGAAACUAGCCUUAAACAGUAAAUUUGCUUAUAUUAAGUUCAUAAUCUCCUGUGUAUCUACAUUCAUGUCCAUAAAAAUUUGAAUUAUCUUUGCCGUUAUAGAAUCGAUUAAAAGCAAUUUUAUUUGAUAGCCA
Drosophila grimshawi is the source of this 2031-nucleotide messenger RNA. RefSeq names its product terminal uridylyltransferase Tailor (gene Tailor). The record is from RefSeq and is a predicted model, not a curated record. The transcript is spliced from 8 exons. Bases 131 to 1867 code for a protein of 578 amino acids. NCBI's taxonomy places the organism in Eukaryota, Metazoa, Arthropoda, Insecta, Diptera, Drosophilidae. Gene Ontology annotation, molecular function: poly(A) RNA polymerase activity. Gene Ontology annotation, biological process: mitochondrial mRNA polyadenylation; mRNA 3'-end processing.